This is a messenger RNA of Gongylonema pulchrum, 618 nucleotides long. The record is from the annotation of a GenBank genome assembly. Lineage: Eukaryota; Metazoa; Nematoda; Chromadorea; Rhabditida; Gongylonematidae.
AUGAUUGACGUGAUAGAUAGAGCAUUAUGUUGUUUUAAUCGCAUAUUGCCAGAAGAACCGGCAGGCGAAAAAAUCUGCCUGGAAAAAUCUGGUUUUAAAAUAGAUACCGAACAAAAUCCUGUGUUCACGCUGGAAAGAGUCGACGUUGAUGAGAGGGAAAUAGAUGCAGCUUUUCCAAGGCUUGUGAGGCAGCUGGCAUUUGUAUUUGGCAAAUUUCAGGCGGAAUUGGAUUUGUCACCAGAAAACCAGAAAAUGCUGCUAGAGCAACCAAUAGAGAAAAAAUGGCUGAUGCUUAUGAAGCAAACUGCUAUCAGAGAAAAAUAUGGCAUUGGGGAUAAUAGAACAGCAGAAGAGUUUGCAGAAAUUCUUCACGAUCGGAAUUUAAUGGACUCUGAAAAUAGCCUUCGGACUCUGGAUGCGCUAUUCCUGUCACUGAGAACGCAGUCACACAGUUACGUUGAAACAUUCAUUAGACUUGGCGGAAUUGGAUCACUGCGAAGUUUGUUGAACGGUUUUCGAAAACGUUCCGGUUCGGAGUAUCACACUGUUGCAGUGCUGUACUGCUUCCGAGCACUCCUCAAUUCCACGGUAUUUCCUAUUCUGUUUUUUAACCAAUAG